Molecule: messenger RNA, 5705 nt
Organism: Jaculus jaculus (lesser Egyptian jerboa)
Lineage: Eukaryota; Metazoa; Chordata; Mammalia; Rodentia; Dipodidae
Gene: Dlec1
Product: DLEC1 cilia and flagella associated protein
Exons: 37
Coding region: 1-5244 (1747 amino acids)
Biological process (GO): negative regulation of cell population proliferation
Source: RefSeq, a predicted model, not a curated record
AUGGAGCCCAGGAGCCCCAGGGCGAAGAACGUGGCCUCGCAGACGUACGCGUUCGCGGAGACGCCCGCCGCCGCCGCCGCCCGCGCGCCGCCGUCGCGCAGCGCCAGCCGGGCCGCCCGGAGGUCGCCGCGGUCGUCGGGGGCCGGCUCCGAGGGCUCCCAGCGCGGCCGCGCGCCCCGCCCGCGCCCCGGCCCCGCCGCCGGCCCCGCCGCCGGCCCCGGCCCGCCGCCCGAGCCGCAGCCGCUGCGCGUGCGCCCCGCCUCGCUGCGCGCGCAGGACGUGUCGCUGCCGCUCGCGCGCGUCUUCCGCCGCCUGUACUGCGCGCCCGCCAUCGGCGCGCACGCCAGCGCCUGCCUCGUCCGCGCGCGCGGCGGCGGGGACGCGCGCCACGGGGCCUUCGUGGACCAGCUGCGGCAGAUUCGGGAGCUCUAUAAGCAGCGGCUGGAUGAGGUCACCAUGUUGGAGAGACACAUCAUCCAGGCCCGUGCCCGGGAUCUUGCGGAAACAGAGCGAGUCACCAAUGAGGCCAAAAUAAAUGUCCUGGAGACCAUGGUCAAGCUGCCCCCAGUGAAGACCAUCUUCAGGUGGUGCGUGGACAGCGAGUUACUGCGGAAACACCACUUGAUCUGCCCAGAAGAUUACUACAAUGAUCCAGUGCCAUUCUGCUCUGCACCCAAAGCCACCUUCCUCCCUGGAUGCUCCAAGGAGACAUUUAGCAGUGAGAAGCAUGCCGUCCAAAAGGCAGAAGGGAAGAAGUUUGAAGCCUCCUUGAGGGGGAAGUGCACGCUGAAGGACGAGCUCGCAUACGCUGAGGACAGCCUGACGUGUGACUCGAGUACCGAAGACCAACACAAGAUCGCACCCGUCAAGAAAGCAGGUUUACUGAAGAAGAAGAAGAAGAAGAAGUGGAUGGGCCACUUACGGGUGCCGGACAGAGCUGCGGAGAGACUUCUGCUGGCCAGAAUGGAGACCCGAAAUCACUUUCUCAAAAACCCCCGGUUUUUCCCUCCCAACACCCCACAUGGUGGCAAGUCUCUCAUUGUUCCUCCAAGGAAGCUGGGAGAAAGAGGAUUCCUGUGUGAAGAGGUGGAACAGAGCUGUGCAGACACUCCGGUGUUUCUAGCUAAGCCAUCAAUCGUCUUUUUCACAGAUUAUGAAAUUGGACCCGUGUACGAGAUGGUCAUCACAUUGCAGAACACCACUGCCACCAGCCGCUACCUGCGCGUCAUCCCGCCCGUGACGCCAUACUUUGCUCUGGGGCUGGGGAUGUUCCCGGGAAAAGGCGGAAUGGUAGCUCCUGGAAUGGCCUGCCAGCACACCGUCCAGUUUGUUCCCGACUGCCUGGGGGACUUUGAUGACUUCAUUCUGGUUGAGACCCAGUCUGCCCACACUCUCGUGAUCCCCCUGCAGGCCCGGAGGCCGCCCCCAGUGCUGACCUUGUCAGAGGUGCUGAACUGUGGUUACUGCCUCAUCGGAGGAGUGAAGAUAACCCGAUUCAUCUGCAAAAAUGUGGGCUUCAGUUCCGGCAAAUUCUGUAUUAUGCCCCAAAAGAGCUGGCCACCGCCAAGUUUCCGGGCUGUUGCAACCACAGGCUUGGUGGAGCAGCCUCCCUUUGGAGUCAUGCCUUCAGUGUUUGAGCUGGCCCCGGGGUUCUCCGUAGUAUUGGAGGUCUUGUUCCUCCCAACGAGCCUCGGAAAGUCAGAGAGGACCUUCGUCAUCGUGUGUGACAACUGCCAGAUGAAGGAGCUGGUGAUUGAGGGAACCGGGCAGCUGGUGGCAUUGGAUCUGAUCCAUAUUUCUGGUGAAAAAAGUGAACCGGACCCCGGAGAGCUCAGAGACUUAACAGCACAAUACUUCAUCCGAUUUGAGUCUGAAAACCUGCAGUCAGUGGCAAGGAAACAUCUGGUUAUCAGGAAUGCUACGCAGGUGGAGCUGCCGUUCCACUGGCAGAUCACAAAGCCCAACCUGCAGCCCCUGAUGCCCGGCGAGACAUACAGCAUGGAGAGCAUCAAGUACCACCCCGACGAGGAGACUGCCUUCUCCAUCGUGCCCAAGAAGGGGGUCCUCGGCCCCCACAGCAACCACGAGUUCAUCUUGAGCUUCUCUCCUUUUGAGCUAAGGCGUUUCCACAGUGUGCUGCAGAUGGUACUAGAGAACAUCCCUGAGCCCUUGAGCUUGGAGGUGGAGGACCUGGAGGGCCAGGGCCCCUCGGUGGACGACGUGAUUGUCCUGGAAAUCGAGGCAAAAGGCUCAGCAGAACCCUUCCAGAUCCGCAUAGAACCGUAUGCCCUCAUCAUCCCUGGCGAGAACUACAUUGGCAUCAACGUGAAGAAAAAUUUCAAGAUGUGGAAUAACAGCAAGUCAGCCAUCAGAUACACGUGGGCGAAGAUCAGCGACUGCCACAUUAUUGAAGUGGAGCCCUGCACAGGGGUGAUCGAGCCCAAUGAAGUCGGAGAUUUCGUGUUGAACUUUACCGGGGGCGUCCCUGGCCCAACCAGCCAGGAUCUGUUGUGUGAAAUCAGACACUCUCCUUGGCCAGAGGUUCUACACAUUGAGGCAACCUUUAAGGGGCCUGCCCUGGUCAUCGAUGUCCCAGCCCUUCAGUUUGAUCUGCUCCGCCUGGGGCAGAAAGCCUCCCGCAUCAUCCACAUCCACAACAUCAGCCAGCUCCCUGCCAUGUGGCAGCUGAGGGAAAGCCCGCUCUGUGUGGCAGAAAGGGAUCAGGGCGAGUCACCCUUCGACAUUGAGCCUUGGAGUGGCCAACUUCACCCUCUCGGGGAGUGCCAAGUGGUCGUCACCUUAGAGGCCUCGCACUGCCAGCGUCUGCAAACAGUCCUGCAGCUGGAGGUGGAAAACGGGACCUGGAGUUACGUUCCCGUGUAUGCCGAGGUGCAGCGGCCCUAUGUCUACCUGCAGAGCAGCCAUGUGGAGCUGAGUGACCUCUACACCGGCGUGCCCGUGAAGUCCACCGUCACACUCACCAAUGGGACGCUCCUGCUCUCCCGGUUCCACUGGGGCAAGCUCCUGGGGACCCAAGCAGCCUUGUGUACAGUGACAGUCUCCCCCAUACAUGGCCUGUUGGGCCCCAACGAAGAGCGCCACAUACACUUGGAGUUGACUGCCCACACCCAGGAAGAACUGACCGAUCUAGUCCUUCCUUGUCACGUGACAGGCAUGGAGGAGCCACUGGUCCUGGGCAUCUCUGGGAAGCCUCAGGGGCUGCAAGUGACCAUUGCCAUCUCUGUGGAGGGCUCUGAUAGUGUUUCCAGCACACAGCAGUGGCCAGGCCACGCCAAGGAGCUUUGCCUGGACUUUGGCUCGAAGGUACCUCUGAGGACCUGUGUGACCCACCAACUCAUCCUGACUAAUUGCUCCCCGAUAGAGACCCCUUUCACUCUCAUGUUUGAGUACUUCGGGAGCCCCCAAAGCAGCCUGAGCAACAAGACCAGCCUCCCCGACAUGCCGCCGGCCCUGCUAAAGUCAGCACACAUCAAGAAGCACUUGGCCAAGAAAGAGCACCUGGAUUUUAUGGACAGCAUGUUAGCUCACAAGAAGGGAGCUGCUUUCUUCCCUCACGUUUCCCAGGGUGUGCUGAGAGCCUACCAGAAGUUGAGCAUUGGCAUCACCGGCUGUGCCAACAUGUGGGGCAAGUACUGGGACAACCUCCUGUGCACGGUGGGCGACCUGCCGCUGAUGGUCAUCCCGGUGCACAUGGCAGUGGUGGGGUGCCCUGUCAGCACCGUGAGGAAUAUCCACUCCAUGGCUCACCUGUACCAGAAGGAGCCUAUGAUCAGGUUUGGGACCCAGGUCUCCGGAGGAGACACCGUCUCCAGAACCCUCCGCCUGUAUAACUCGAGCCCCUGUGACAUCCGCCUGGACUGGCAGACCUAUGUUCCAGAAGACAGGGAUGACCGGCUGUUAGAGCUGCUGGUGCUUUACGGGCCACACUUCCCACUGCGGGACCAUGCUGGAAAUGAGCUCGUGUGCCCUGAGUCCCCAGAGGCCAGCAUACUGUCAUCCGCAAGCCCCUUCGACAGAUCAGAAUCCAGCCAGACAACCCCUUCUUUGAUGGAGGAGAGCUCCACUACCAGCAACAAGGCACAAGGACACAUCAUCUCAGUUAUCCUGCAGGGGCAUGAGGGGGUGCCCUCUGACUGCCCAUACCACAUCAGCCCCAAGCAAGUGGUGGUCCCAGCUGGAGGCAACAGCACCAUCUGCGUCUCCUUCACGCCCACGGUGCUUGGCCCCACUGUCCUGGACAAGGCGGUGUACACCGGCUACGCCCUGGGCUUCAUGAGCUUGGACAGAGUGGCAGAAAGGGAGAUUCCAGGCCGGAGGCAACGUCUGCAGGACUUCGACGUGGGUCCCCUGAGACUAGACCUGCAUGGACACGUGCGGCGUGCGCAGCUAAGUGUAGAGCUGGAUAGCAGUGGCUACUUGGAAUUCCGGUGCCAGGCCAGCGACCUCAUCCCCAGUCAGCCCUGCUGCGGGGUGCCCAGCGAGCUGCUCACCACCCGCCACCUGAAACUGAUCAACACCACGGAAAUCCCACACUACUUCCGGCUUCUGGUCUCCAAGCCCUUCUCUGCAUCUCGACACGGGGCUGCCAGCCGGGGCCGCAGAGCCAGCCGGCGGAAGAGUGAGGAGGAGCUGGCGCUCAGCUCCCAGGAGAACAUGCUGGUGGACGUGUCCUUCUCACUCUCCCUGGAGCUGUUGUCUUACCAGCGGCUCCCAGCUGACCAGAUGCUGCCUGGAGUGGACAUCCAGCAGAGCACGAAUGGAGAAAAAGAGAUGGUGUUCACUCGGCUCCUGCUCCUGAGGUUCACCAACCAGACCACUCAGGAGGUGCCCCUGAGGGCCACCGUGGCCGUGCCGGAGCUACAGCUCUCCACCAGCUGGGUGGACUUUGGCACCUGCUACGUGAACCAGAAGCGCACCCGGGAGGUCUACCUGAUGAAUCUCAGCGGCUGUCAGAGCUACUGGACUGUGUUGAUGGGAAAGCAGGAGAUGCACAAGGAGGCUGAGGCUUUUGGGGUCUUCCCCCAUAGUGGGUUGCUGGAGGCCCGACCCACCAGUGCACCCCCGACCUCCGUCCUCCUCCAGGUGUUCUUCACUCCCAGGAGCAGUGCGCCCUAUGAGUCCACGCUGGCGGUGGAAGGCGUGCUGGGGGAGAAGGCAUGCACCCUGCGGCUGCGGGGCCAGGGCUCCUACGACGAGAGAUACGUGGUGCCCCACCAGCUCUGAGGCUCCCCAGCCCCUGCCCUGAGAGACUCAAAGCGGCCAGGAACGAGGUGCAAGGCCGCUGGGCAGGGACAUGGACUUGGGGGCUGGAGGAGCUCCUGGGAUGAGGGAGCCCCUUCCUGGGCAGUGGUGUCAGCUGAAGCCCUGCGUCACAGUUGCGGGGAACUAAAACAUGGCAGAGUCCACGCCACUGUGGAGACAGUGGCACCCAGUCACCACACAGACGGCACACAGUCCAGCAAGGUGACAGCGGCCCCUGGAGCAGCCGACAAUCACAGAAAUGAUGGGUCACACAUUUACUGUGUCCACUGAACCCCUCAUCCACGAGGCCACUGUCCCCACUUGUGUCCAGGGUGAUCCAUGCUACCCAGUUCAGGGUUGGGACAUCCCAACGCCCCAACAGCUAGCUCUUGUACUGUGUCAUCAGCCAUCACACUUUCCUAAUUAAAGUGCCAGGGUGUGUC